UAUUGAAUAAUCAACAUUAUUCAAAGCAAAAACAAAAAUCAACAGAUUUGAAUAUUGAUCAAGAAGAAAGUUUACCAUUAUUAAUGAAUCUAGAUAAAAAUUCAUUACAAAUGAAAAUGAAUCGUUCUAUUGAAUCAAGCGAUCAACAUGAUAAUCAUCAUAAUCAUCAUCUUCAUCGUCAUAAUAAUAAUAAUUCGAAUGUUAAUGUUUUACAUUCAAAUCAUCAACAUCAUCAUCAUCAUCAUUAUCAUAGUGAUUAUUGUGAUCCAAUUGAUAAUUAUCCAACAAGUCCAUUUGGUAUAAUUAAACAUCGAACAAAUUCAAUACAAUCAUUACAAACAACAAGUUUUGAUUCAUCAAAAAAAUCAAAUUAUUCACAAAUUGAUGAUUUAAAUAAUAAUCAUAAUGAUCAAUCAUUUAAUAUGAAAUUUCCAAAAUUAAAAUAUUUAAAAGUUUGUUUACUUUCAUUAUUGGUUAUCUAUACAUUGAUUUCAUUCAUUUUUAUUAAAGAAAAAAAAGAAACAUGGACAAAUGUUGCUGUACAGGAUAAAUUACCAGCAUAUAUUGAUCUAUCACAAUCAUUGGAUUUAAUGUUUCCAAUUUGGAAACUACGUGCACGUGGUUCAUUUUUACCAAAAGAAUAUAGUCAUCUGACAAAUUAUUCAAUAAUAUUUACAAUUGUACAAUUAUUGGAUGAUUCGAAUAAAAAUAAUACAUCAUCAUCAAUUAAAUCUGGACAAACAUCAUCAUCAUCAUCUUAUCGUGUUGUGAAACGACCAUGGGCAUCACCAAUUGCACCGACAGCAAACGAUCAACAUUAUAUACCGGCAAAAGAAAUUGAACAUACAUUCAAAUUAACACGUGAUGAUGUUUUUGAUCAAGGUUAUCGUUAUAGAUUGCGUAUCGAUACAAAUUCAAAAGAAUCAAUUGGUAUUACAAUAACUAUGUCUGGUUUUUCUGAAUUAUCUGCCGAUGGUAUUAUAUUGGCUGCAUUUGUAUUGGUUUUUCUUUAUGUAUUGAUUAUAUUUGAAAUUGUUAAUCGAACAUUAGCAGCUAUGCUUGGUGCAACUGCAGCAAUAACAUGUUUAACAUUAAUACGUGAUCGACCUUCUUUAGCUAAAGUAGUUUCAUGGUUAGAUGUUGAAACAUUAUCAUUAUUGUUUGGUAUGAUGAUAUUGGUUGCAAUAUUAUGUGAAACUGGAUUUUUUGAUUAUGUUGCUGUUGUUGCAUUUCGUUUGGCUAAAGGUCGUACAUGGCCAUUAAUAUUUACAUUAUGUAUAUUUACCGGUGUAAUGUCAGCAUUUUUAGAUAAUGUUACAACAAUUUUAUUAAUGACACCGGUUACAAUAAGAUUAUGUGAAAUUAAAAAUAUUGAACCAAAACAUGUAUUAAUUUCAUUGGUUAUUAUAUCGAAUAUUGGUGGUGCAGCAACACCAGUUGGUGAUCCACCAAAUGUUAUUAUUAUUUCAUCAGCUAGCAUUCAACAACAGGGAAUAAAUUUUGGUAGUUUUACAAUGCAUAUGAUGCCAGGAAUAAUAUUAUCAUUUAUAGCAACAUUAAUCUAUAUACGAAUAUAUUAUAGAAAUUUAUCUAAUCUUGAAUUUCAAGAUGUUAAUAUUGCAAGUGAAGAUGAUACAGAGGAAAAUUUGAAUCAAUUUAAAAAGAUGCAUGAAAAACAACAACCGCAAGCAACAAGAAAAAAAAGUAAUCAAAUCAAUAUAAUUGAUAAUCAUUUAUUUAGUCGUAAUGGUGGACGUACUAAUGUUACUAAUGGUUUAUCAUUUCAAAAUUAUACAAAUGAUAAUGAUAAUGAUAUUGAAAUUAAUCCUUCUUCGGUGAAUGAAGAUGAAACAAUAUUUGGUCCUGAAAAUGUUGUUAUUGUUGAUCAACAACAACAACAUUUACCACCAUUAAAACAAUGUCCAAGUUGUACAAAUCUUGAAGAUUUAUGUGCAGGAAAUUCAUUUAAAGAUCAUUUAUAUGAUGAACGUCGUGUAUUUCGUUCUUCAGAUGAAUUAAAACGUGAAAUUGAAGUAUGGAAACGUGCCUGUAAUUCGAUUGUUGGUUAUUCACGUGAUGAAAAUUCUGUUCGUUUAAUGUUAAAUCAUAAAGUUGAAACAUUGGAAACAAUUUUACGACAACAUUGUUAUGAAACUGUACCACCAGAAGAUAAUUAUCGUUCGGUAUUAACUGAAUUAGAACAAAAGUAUAAAAUACGUGAUUGGCCAUUAUUGAUAAAAUCUGUUAUUGUAAUGUCAAUGGUUAUUGGUUUGUUUUUUAUGCAAUCAAUACCUGAAUUGGAUUUAAGUUUAGGAUGGAUUGCUAUAUUAGGUGCAAUAUUAUUAUUGGUUGUAUCCGAUAGACAUGAACUUGAAUCAAUAAUGGGAAGGGUUGAAUGGUCAACAUUAAUUUUUUUUGCUGCAUUAUUUGUUGUUAUGGAAGCAUUAGCUGAAUUAAAAUUUCUUUGGUGGAUUGGACAAUUAACACAGGAUUUCAUUAAUUCAGUACCAGAAAAUUCAAGAUUAAUUGUUGCUAUAUUAGUGUUUAUUUGGAUAUCAGCUUUAUCAUCAUCAUUCAUUGAUAAUAUACCAUUAACAACUGUUAUGGUUAAAAUUAUUGAAGAUUUAGCUGAAAAUAAUGAAUUUCAUAUACCAUUAGUACCAUUAAUUUAUGCACUUGCAUUUGGUGCUUGUCUUGGUGGUAAUGGUACAUUGAUUGGUGCAUCAUCUAAUGUUGUUUGUUCGGGUGUUGCUGAACAACAUGGUUAUGGUUUUACAUUUUUUGAUUUUUUUAAAAUCGGAUUUCCAAUCAUGUUAUUAACAGUGGCCAUAUCGACAGUCUAUCUAAUUUUAUGUCAUGUGGUAUUCGAAUGGAAUUAUUAACCAUUUGGAACCUUUUUUUUUAAAAAAA
Dermatophagoides pteronyssinus (European house dust mite) is the source of this 2910-nucleotide messenger RNA. RefSeq lists its product as uncharacterized. Gene Ontology annotation, cellular component: membrane. The record is from RefSeq and is a predicted model, not a curated record. Gene Ontology annotation, biological process: transmembrane transport. NCBI's taxonomy places the organism in Eukaryota, Metazoa, Arthropoda, Arachnida, Sarcoptiformes, Pyroglyphidae.